This is a messenger RNA of Oncorhynchus nerka (sockeye salmon), 4120 nucleotides long. It is a transcript of the gene naa40, whose product is annotated as N-alpha-acetyltransferase 40, NatD catalytic subunit. NCBI's taxonomy places the organism in Eukaryota, Metazoa, Chordata, Actinopteri, Salmoniformes, Salmonidae. The coding region runs from base 331 to 1062 and encodes 243 amino acids. The transcript is spliced from 8 exons. Gene Ontology annotation, molecular function: histone H2A acetyltransferase activity; protein N-terminal-serine acetyltransferase activity; histone H4 acetyltransferase activity. The record is from RefSeq and is a predicted model, not a curated record. Gene Ontology annotation, cellular component: nucleus.
GUGAGGGAGGGAGGAAGGAAGGAGAGGAAGAGGGACUAGGGCCAAGACACGUAAUUCACCCCCUUUCUCUUGGCGCCAAUCUGGCGGAGAAAAAAAAACUAUUUUGUUUUUUUUUGUCGUUUAGUCAAUUUUAGUGUAAUCAAUCGUGAGCAUAUUAUUUUGUAGCCAGUGGCGCUAGGUAGUUUGCUAAAUCGCUAUAGCAUUUUUACAUAAUCUUGCCCCCUUUUUUUUCUCACCCCCCCCCCAAGAAACCACAUUCACUGAGCGACUAAGUUAGCUAGCUAGCAACAGCAAGACACAGCGGUCGUUUAAAAAAACAACAACAGCGAUAUGGGGAGGAAGUCAAACAAAGCGAAGGAGAAGAAGCAGGCUCGCCUGGCGGAGAGGGCAGCCAUGGAUGCAGUGUGUGCCAAGGUGGACGCAGCCAAUAAGCUGGACGACCCUUUGGCUGCUUUCCCAGUCUUCAAAAAGUAUGACAGAAACGGAUUGAAUCUCCAGAUCGAGUGUAAGAGAGUGUCCACUCUCAACCCCAUGUCUGUGGAGUGGGCCUACGAGCUGACCCGGACCAACAUGCAAACACUGUAUGAGCAAAGCGAGUGGGGAUGGAAGGAGAGAGAAAAGAGGGAUGAGAUGAAAGACGAGAGGGCGUGGUAUCUGCUGGCUCGAGACACAGACUCCUCCCCCGUGGCCUUCUCUCACUUCCGAUUCGAUGUCGAGUGCGGGGAGGAGGUGCUAUACUGUUAUGAGGUCCAGCUGGAGAGUAGGGUGCGGAGGAAAGGACUGGGCAAGUUCCUCAUCCAGAUACUACAGCUCAUCGCCAACAGCACACAGAUGAAGAAGGUGAUGUUAACAGUAUUCAAACACAACCACGGGGCGUACCAGUUCUUCAGAGAAGCUUUACAGUUCGAUAUCGACGACACCUCCCCCAGUAUGUCUGGUUGUUGUGGCGACGACUGCACCUAUGAGAUCCUGUCGCGGCGGACCAAACAUGCCGAGGCCCAAGCCGAGGCCCAGGGGCACAGCCACGGUGGAGGAGGGCACUGUGGAGGCUGCUGCCACUGAGGGAGCCUGUUCCUAUUUCACCACUUCCUGCCCACUUCCUGGUCCCACGCUCUAGAAGCUGCCCCUCGUCCGCUUCUCUGCUCAUGAGUUAUUACUGUACCCAACCUCCAAACGCCCCAAAAUCCCUGGCCCCCUCUAUAUCCCACCCUCUCUCUCUCAUCCGUAUCCCUCUCUUUCUCUCUCAUCCGUAUCCCUCUCUUUCUCUCUCAUCCGUAUCCCUCUCUUUCUCUCUCAUCCGUAUCCCUCUCUUUCUCUCUCAUCCGUAUCCCUCUUUCUCUCUCAUCCGUAUCCCUCUCUUUCUCUCUCAUCCGUAUCCCUCUCUUUCUCUCUCAUCCGUAUCCCUCUCUUUCUCUCUCAUCCGUAUCCCUCUCUUUCUCUCUCAUCCGUAUCCCUCUCUUUCUCUCUCAUCCGUAUCCCUCUUUCUCUCUCAUCCGUAUCCCUCUUUCUUUCUCAUCCGUAUCCCUCUCUUUCUCUCUCAUCCGUAUCCCUCUCUUUCUCUCUCAUCCGUAUCCCUCUCUUUCUCUCUCAUCCGUAUCCCUCUCUUUCUCUCUCAUCCGUAUCCCUCUUUCUCUCUCAUCCGUAUCCCUCUUUCUCUCUCCAUACUAUUUCAGUCUUUGAUAAGUUAGGAAUCUGCUUGUGCUCUGUCUAGGCAGCCACCUCUUCAACAGCUUUCUGAACUGUCCCAAGGCUCCAUCCCAAUAAUCCUAAUGUGCGAUGUGUUAGCCAUGCAUUCUGAAUGGUAAAAUUAGGAUGGAUUGUUGGGACAGAGCCCCACAAAUGUAUUUCUCUUAGUUUGAUCAGGUGUUCUGUAGAUAGUCUCUCUCUCUUCCCCAGAGCCUCUGAUCCGUUUCAGUUGAUCUUCUACAGUAUUUUUAAAUGCUGUCUGAUGGCAGGAACACCCGUUGUUCCUACAUUUUUGUAGAGCGACGUGAGAGAUACAUAUAUACACAUUACCAGUCAAAAGUUAGGACGUCUGAUCAUUUGAGGGUUUUUCUUAAUUAAUUUUUAAAAAUUUAAAGUUCUACUUUGAAGAAUAAUAGUGAAGACAUCACUACUAUGAAGUAACACAUGGAUUCAUGUAGUAACCUGAUUCACGCAGUCUCCUCUGGACAGUUGAUGUUGAGAUGCGUCUGUUACUUGAACUCUGAAGCAUUUAUUUGGGCUGCGUGAAUCAGGCUGGUAACUAAUGAACUCAUCCUCUGCAGCAGAGGUAACUCUGGGUCUUCCUUUCCUGUGGCGGUCCUCAUGAGAGCCAGUUUCAUCAUAGUGCUUGAUGGUUUUUGCGACUGCACUUGAAGAAAGUUUCAAAGUUCCGUAUUGACUGACCUUCAUGUCUUAAAGUAAUGAUGGACUGUCGUUUCUCUUUGCUUAUCUUGGUCUUUUACCAAAUAGGGCUAUCUUCUGUAUACCACCCCUACCUGGUCACAACACAACUGAUUGGCUCAAACACAUUAAGAAGGAAAUAAAUUCCACAAAUGAACUUUUAACAAGGCACACGUGUUAAUUGAAAUGCAUUCCAGGUGACUUCCUCAUGAUCUGGUUGAGAGAAUGCCAAGCGUAUGCAAAGCUGUCAUCAAGGAAAAGGAUGGCUACUUUGAAGAAUCUCAAAUAUAAAAUAUAUUUUUUGGUUACCGUGUGUUAUUUCAUAGUUUUGAUUUCUUCACUAUUAUUCAACCAUGUAGAAUUUUUUUAUUUUUUUUUUUAAUAAUAAAUAAUGAAACCCUGGACUGACUUAGGUGUCAACUUUUGACUGGUACUAUAUAUACACACACACGCAGUACCAUAUAUAUAAUAUAGUGCACUACUUUUGAACAGGGCCGUAGGGUAGUAAUUGUUGCCAUCUCUGUUACGUACAGAAACCUUCAGGGUAUAGUGGCUGGCAGAUCUGGGUUGCCAGAUUGAAGGGUUUCACAAACCCACCUCUGUGCUGUGUGUCUGUAUCCCACAUGGCAUGCUAAUGCCCAUAGGUCUCUGGUUAAAUGUAGUGCACUAAGGAAUAGGGUUAUAUUUGGGAUGUCUCCCCAGUGACCGGGAAGAUACUCAACACUGGCAUCUCACCCAGGCUCCAAGUUUAAUGCUUUAUUAAAACAACAAAGAAACAAAAAAAAACGUUGACAUUUUUUCUUGUGUAUUGUAUAAAGAUAAACUGUCAGGUAAGUACAAUCACUCGUUUUGUUUUCUACUUUCCAACCAGAUAAUAUUCUACAGACCAUGUCUGUCUCAGGUUCAAAUCCCAACUGACACUAACAACCAUCUCUUCUUCGUGUUUCUUAGCAACUAUGUUACGGUCAAAUAGUUUGGGGGAAAAGAAGACGCCCCUAACCACAGAUCUAGUAUCAGAUUUCCCAACCUCAAAUUUUACUUAGUCCUGGACUAAAAAAAAUGAAUGCUUUUAAAUCCAGGACUAGGCUUAAUCUCGGUCUUGGAAACCGGCCCAGGGGGAGUGACAACGUUCCUCACCUGAGAUCAGUGGUUAGUUAGGGCAUAUAAAUGGAAGUCCUAAAAUGGUCAUAGGCUUCUUCUAGAAAUCCAAUUUUUAUAGGUCAGAGGCAACUUGUUUUAGCACCAACUCUGUUGGGAUGUGGGGGCAGGGUGGUUAGGGUUCUGAUCCCAGAUCUGUAUCCGCUACCUGGAUUGGUGGCUUGGGUCAGGUGGUGCGGGGACCGCUUUUGUUUAAAUUGAAAAUCCAUUUAGUUUAGGGAAUAAACGUUUCUUUAUAAUUAGGAAAAAAUUAAUAAAUCGGACUUUAGUAUGACCUGUUUGAAUAUUUUCCCUCAUGAUCAACUCUCUUAUUUGUUUCUAUCGAUCAUUGUCUCCUGUCUGUAUAUAAUCUGUUACAGAUUCAUUGGAUUUGUUUCUAUUUGCUUUUUACAGGUAAAACAAUUGUUUAGGUUUUAAAAAAUGACAUUUAAACUCAAUGUUGGACAAUGAGUGUACCUGUCCUGUGACUGAUUUCAUUAUUAACUGACAACGAUGAAAGGAGGGGAAAAAACGAAACGGUCAUUUCAACCUUGUCAGUGUUUUAUUUGUAUGUUACAAAUAAAGGGAACUUGUUUGA